Tympanuchus pallidicinctus (lesser prairie-chicken) is the source of this 2839-nucleotide messenger RNA. It is a transcript of the gene GPR174, whose product is annotated as G protein-coupled receptor 174. Gene Ontology annotation, molecular function: G protein-coupled receptor activity. NCBI's taxonomy places the organism in Eukaryota, Metazoa, Chordata, Aves, Galliformes, Phasianidae. Bases 562 to 1593 code for a protein of 343 amino acids. Gene Ontology annotation, biological process: positive regulation of Rho protein signal transduction; phospholipase C-activating G protein-coupled receptor signaling pathway. The record is from RefSeq and is a predicted model, not a curated record. Gene Ontology annotation, cellular component: membrane. The transcript is spliced from 2 exons.
UGCGCCGGCGCAGCCUGCACGCCUGCAUUGAGAUUGCACUUUUGCUUUGAGAGCCGAGAGCGGUGGGAGCGCAGCCGGGCACCGUGGGUCUGCCAAGCUUCUUCGAAGGAGGGUCUGCAGUGCCCAGCGUGGGUACAGACUGGCACUGGGCUGCCCGCUGCUUCAGCUGGCAAUGAUGGAUUUCCACGUGGGAUCUCACGUCGUCCAGCACUGCCAGCAGCUGCACUGACAUCGGGCAGCCUCUGAGAACACAGCAGCACAGCUCGGACCAAUGCACAAAGCUCCUGGCCAAGGGCAUGGGGCAGUUGGGUCUCUGAGCCUCACUCACCAGCACUGGUGGUGGAGGGCCUUAAACCUUUUGAUUUCAGCCUCAGGUCAACACAGUGAGGAUGAUGUCACCGCAUUGGAGCAUCGACCCCACACACCAACACGGCCACAGCAGCAAAAUUCAUGAAGAGCAAAGGCAGAUGGUGCCUGGAAGGAGGGGAAGCAAAGUUUUGGGGCAGGGGCAGCACUGAGCUCGCAGACCCCGACACACACUAGGAUUGGGGCACUGGGGCCAUGGAGAACAGCUCCAACUGCUCCGCCAGCACUGACCUGAAGCUCUACUACGCCAUCACAUAUGCAUUCAUCCUCAUCCCUGGACUCAUAGGAAACGUGCUGGCUUUGUGGGUUUUCUAUGGCUACAUGAAAGAGACGAAAAGGGCCGUGAUAUUUAUGAUCAACUUGGCCAUCGCCGACUUAUCACAAGUUUUAUCCUUACCCCUGAGGAUUUUCUACUACUUGACCAAGACGUGGAAGUUUGGAGGAGGCCUCUGCAUGUUCUGCUUCUACCUGAAGUACGUCAACAUGUACGCCAGCAUCUACUUCCUGGUGUGCAUCAGCGUGCGCCGCUUCUUGUUCCUGAUGUACCCCUUCCGAUUCACGGACUGCAAGCGUGUCUGCGAUGUGUACAUCAGCAUCGUGGGCUGGGUGGUGGUGUGCGUUGGCUGCCUGCCUUUCCCCUUGCUGAGGCUCACUCAGAACACCACCAACGAGUGCUUUGUGGACCUGCCCGUGCAGGAGGUGGACCUUCCCACCUCCAUCAUCAUGAUGACCAUCGGGGAGCUGGUGGGCUUCGUGACGCCCCUGCUGAUCAUCCUGUACUGCUCCUGGAAGACGGCCUUAUCGCUGAAGGAAAGGAACUCUGCUUCACCAGACCUCGGGGAGAAAAAAAAGGCUCUCAAGAUGAUUCUCACCUGCGCUCUCGUAUUUCUGAUCUGCUUCGCGCCUUACCACAUCAGCUUCCCCCUGGAUUUCUUUGUCAAAACCAAAAAGAUUAAGAACUGCUGCACCCAGAAGGUGAUCUCAGUGUUCCACGCUGUUGCCCUGUGUCUGGCGAGCCUCAACUCCUGCGUGGACCCAAUCCUCUACUACUUCACCACGGAUGAGUUCCGCAGGCGGCUGUCCCGGCAGGAGCUGCACGACGGUGCCCCGCUGCACAGCCACAGCCAGCAGCACGCGCAGGACGCACUGCAGGACAGCAUCCCUCUGAAUGCUCCUAGCCAGCAGUACGCCCAGAGCACACUGCAGGACAAGCCCACUGAUUGCUAGCACAGCGCCCGUGGUUUUGGGGUUUGACCAAUGAUUUCAGGAAGGAUUUGAGCUUUAGGAAAAAAAGCCAAGCUUGAAAAAGCCAUCGCGCUUUAAUAUUUCGGUUGAAGAUUUGCCCUGUAUAAAUAACCACGUGUGGUUCCCCAUUCCAGAGCUGGGCAGCCAGGAGCAGGACACAGAGCCAUGCCACCUGGCCAUGUUACGAUCACACCAGCACCACACAAGGGGCAGCAGAGAUUUAGGGGUUUCCCUAUGCAGAAUUUGGUCCUAAAAGUGAGCAUAUGGCCUAGAGGCGUAUUCUCCUGAAGCAAAAGGUCACAGAGCAGUGCAGCUCACUUCCAUACGGUGCCCAGAGCCCACCUCACUCCAUGCUGACUACAUACAGGAGCUUAACAGCCUUGCUGUGCCAACAGUUACUCAGGCAUCUUUUCUGGGGGUGCACUAGAUGACAGUUCCCCAAAUUGCAAUGCCACUCAAGUGCCCACACACUAUUUUUCUACCCUCAUUUUGUUCUACCACCAGUUAUUUUUCUACCAUUGGUUUAUUUCUGGAUCAGGGUAAGAAGUAGCAGAACACCACCAGCAAAGCCCAAAGCCCUGUUUGUUGCCUGUGACAAGCUUUAAGCAUGGACUCCUGCUUCGAGGCUAUUCAUUCAGGCUCCAGCAAGCCUCCCAGGUCCCUUUUUCCCCUCAAGAAUGGCACAUGUGGCUCUGCAGCACUGCGCUCCCAUCAGCACAGCACUGAGCUCACCCCGAGCCCAGGAUCCAACCACUGCAAUAUCUGAGCAACUUCCUGUAACCUUACACAGGCCAACUCGUGAAGUUCAGGCCCUUAACCCCAGCUUGGCUGAGAUGCUGUCAGAGGAACCAAAGCUGUCUGAAGCUGAAAGCAAUGGAAUCCACUCUUUGUCAAGCCACAUAAGAGGCACAGAGACUUAUAAAGACAUAUUCAAGGCUGGGUGGAUUUCUAAUGGUCAUUACUUCCAAAAAAUCAAGCAACAGCAGCUUCGUGCUCAUCUGGCAUUUUGUUUGCACCUUCUUGUAAAAUUGUUAUGGGAAUAUUUGAAACGUUACGUUUUGGAAACAUAAAAAUACUGUGACGAUAUGAAAACUUUAUUUAAUGCUAAGGCUGUUUUGUAGAUUUAACUUAUGAAAACAUAAAUAUUUCAUAGAAAAACGACGUGAAUCCCAUUUCUUUGUUGUUUUAGAACCCUUCCAUUUAAUAAAAGGGAACUCCACCAGCCUGU